Messenger RNA from Rotaria sp. Silwood1, 1641 nucleotides. The record is from the annotation of a GenBank genome assembly. NCBI's taxonomy places the organism in Eukaryota, Metazoa, Rotifera, Eurotatoria, Philodinida, Philodinidae.
AUGUUAAUAAAAAGUCAACCUAUAGCUCCUCUAGAAACAAUUUAUGAGGAGUCAGGUAGUUUUAUUGCAUCAACUGUUGAUAUUGAACGUCAACUAAAUAAUCAAUCAUAUAUAAAUGAGACUUUUAAUAGUCUCAUUAGUUCUCAUACAAUACCAACAAUUAAUAUAUUACAACAAAAAACAAAUGAAAAUCAAAAAAAACCUCCUAUUGAAGUUCGGUUUCGAGAUGGAUCGAAACGUUUUAUAUCUCCAUCAUUAACAAACCCAACAACAAUGGUAACAAAUAGAAGAAAAAUAUUUAAUUCUUCUCAUGAUAAUUUAUCGUUAAAUAAUCAACAAAUAAAUAAUGGAAAUUUUCAUGCAAAACAUUCAAAAACUCCAUUAGUUAUAACAAUUAUAACAGCUGAUGAUUUAAAUGAAGCUGGAAUAACACCAACAAUAUCAUCAUCAUCAUCAUCAGAUGAUUCUGAACGAUCAACUAUAGCUGUAUCAUUAUCAAAAUCAUCAAUUGAUACUGUAAUUACUGUACAAGAUAUUCGUCAAGGUUCUAUUCAACGAUUACCAACUACAUCAUCUAUAAAAUCAGUUGUUAGUGAUUCUUCAAUAAAUCUUAAUAGUACAUCUGCUAAUUUUCUACAACAUUAUCAACAACAACAUACAGUUACAAAUAAUCGUUUAAGUUCAACAUCAUCACAAACAUCUUUUACUUCAACUAAUGAUUUAUCAACAAAUUCAAGUCCAAAAACAAUUAUAUCAUCAAUACAAACACCAUUGAUUAAUGAUGAAAAUAAAAAAAAAUUAUUAAUAAAUUCAAAUAUUAUUUCUUCUUCUAAACAAUUAACUAAUGAAACAGUGAAUCAUAUAAAUCAACCACAUACAACAUUAUUAUCAGGAGGUGGAAGUCGUAGUGCAUUUCGUCCAUUUCAUAAAUUGGUAGGUUGUAGCCAACAAACAUUUCCUAUUACAUCACAAACAUCAUUAAUUAUUAAUGACAGAUCUAAUUAUUCUCCACAUCAUCAACAAGAAAUAGUUUCAAAUAUUGAACAUAAUCAUCAAAAUUCAACAAAAAUAUUAUCUCAAUUACCUUCAACAAAUAUUAAUUCAUAUGUUACAAAACCUUCUUAUGAUACAACAAUAUUACAACAAAAAAAAAUAUCAGAAACAACAACAAAUCCAUCAACAUAUAUUAAUUCUUUAGUAGAACAACUAAAUCUUUCAAAUUGUCAAAAACAAUCAUUUCCAUCAUCAAAUUCAACUAUAAAACAAACAAAUAAUUCUUUGACGGUACCGAAUCUAUUCAAUAUUUCAACUAAUUCAGGACAAAAUGUUUCAGUAGCAAACAAUUCAAAUAUGAAAUGGUAUAAUGUAACAUCAAAUUCAAUCAAAGAAAUACCAAAUCUAUCAAAAAAAUAUUCCGGUAUACCAUUACGUGUAACAUUACCUACUGGAACACCAACACAUAAUCAAAAAUUAAUAACUAAACAUGAUCGUGCAUUAGAAAAUCGUCUUUUAAAUGCUGGUUUAUCACCUGAAACAGUUGCACUCUAUGAAAGAAUACUUAAUAUUGCUGAAAAUCCUUCACUAUCAAAAAUAUCACCAUCAAAUGUUAUCAAUCAAUAUCUACAAAAUCAUUUCAUAUAA